This is a messenger RNA of Caenorhabditis angaria, 438 nucleotides long. The record is from the annotation of a GenBank genome assembly. Lineage: Eukaryota; Metazoa; Nematoda; Chromadorea; Rhabditida; Rhabditidae.
AUGACAACAUCAGCACAACCAAGAGAGGAAGCAAGAAAAAGAGCAAGGAGAAGCCGAGAAACCCCGAUCCCAACAGCCGUCACAGAGCUACUAACAAGACAACAGCUCACAAUCCUCCAAGACGACGACCUAUCAUCCGAUGAAAAAAUCCAUCGAGAUGAUAACACGCGAGGAGCUGGAAUUGGGACAGCGAGGAAAGACGAAUGCGCCACCAGCCCCCAAGGAUUCAAGUGCCACUACUGCGGUCAGAACCACCAAUCAAGCGAAUGCAGAAAUAUGCCACUGGAGGAAAGACGUGAUCUCAUCGACAGGCAACGUCGAUGCGUAAAAUGUUUGCGAGAUGAUUGCCGCGGGGCACCAUCACGCUGCCGAGCAAGAGGAUGUAAAGGAUGCGGUGACGGAACACACCACACAUCAUUAUUGUCAUUCCGAAAAUAA